Molecule: messenger RNA, 1752 nt
Organism: Chanos chanos (milkfish)
Lineage: Eukaryota; Metazoa; Chordata; Actinopteri; Gonorynchiformes; Chanidae
Gene: phf21b
Product: PHD finger protein 21B
Exons: 14
Coding region: 1-1752 (583 amino acids)
Source: RefSeq, a predicted model, not a curated record
AUGGAACUACAAGGCCCUCAAGAGGCGUUGAAAGUAGAAAUCCCAUGUCAUCAGGACGGAGAGCUUAAGAAACAGCUACACGAAAGGCAAAGCAGAAUAACAGCCCUAAGCGAAAAACAAAAGCUGGCUGUGAGAAGUUGUCCUGUGGGGACAGCCAAGCCCCUCUCCCUCAUCAAGCAGCCAAGCCAGAGCAUAGCCAUCUCAGUGGUGCCGGCAAAGGCUCCCGUUUCCAUGGUGACCGCACACAUUAAUGGACAAAAGGCAGCGAGCACCGAGUCGCUGCAGACGUCCCCCAUCAACCUCCAAACUGCGAACAGAGUGGCAGGGAGCAGCAUCCACUCCCUCAGCCGGAGGACAGGGGAGCUGGCCCACUCACAGAUGUUGGGAACUCUUACAGCACUGCCCAUAAAGGUACCUCAGGUCAGCUCCCUCAAUCGGCUGGCAGGGCAGUCCCCCACUGUGCUACCUCAGGUCAGGCCAAAGACCCUGAUUCCGGACAGCCUUCCCCACAGCCCGUGUCAGGAGCAGCAGUCCAGUCAGGCCCUGAGUUUGCCCAGAGGCACGGCCGUGGUCAGCCCCAAGAGCCAAGGCCCUGCGCUGCCCACCGCCAACAGUACCUUCAGCCCAGAGCGGCUGCCCAACGGACAGGGAGAGAGUCCCCCGCCGCCACAGCCCUCCGGCAUCUCCACCGCGACCGCCAGUCCUGGAGUGGCAUACGCCAUCAUCUCCGCCGCCUCGCCCGCCGGCAACGGGGUAGCGGCCAUGAGCGACGCCGUCAAAGUCCAGCCGCUGCUCUUCAGUCCUGACAGCAAGGUGAUCAUUAUCCAGCCCCAGGUCCCCAGCAGUUCCCAGGGCUCCCCUGGCCACCAGUUUGAGACCCCUUUAAAGGACUCCACCACUGCCCCUUCCUCUCCAGCCAAGAAGAGGGAGGAAGACCCAGAGAAAAUUGCCUUUAUGGUCGCCCUUGGUCUGGUCACAACAGAACACUUGGAGGAAAUCCAGACCAAGAGACAGGAGAGGAAGCGAAGAAGCACAGCUAACCCAGCCUACAGUGGACUGUUCGAACCCGAGCGCAAACGACUCGCAUCAAAUUAUCUGAACAACCCGCUUUUCCUAUCGGCAAGAGACACUGAGGAUCUAUGCUGGAAGGAGGAGCUGGAGCAUGAUGAACACUGUGCCGUGUGUAAAGAGGAAGGAGAACUCCAGCCAUGCCACACGUGUACCCGCGCCUAUCAUAUCGACUGCCUGAACCCUCCACUAAAGUCACCAUCCAAGGGCAUGUGGAUGUGCCCCAAGUGCCAGAAGAAGGUCUUGAACAAAGAAAACAUGUCUUGGCCUCACAACUUUGUUCAGUCAUAUGUCACACACAAAACAGUGAGAGAGGAGGAGAAGAGGAAGCUGUUGAGGAGGAACAGUGAGCUGAAGAAAGAGUGUGCCCAUUUAAAGGAGCAGGACCUGAGGCUAAGCAAAUCCCUCACGAAAUGCAUGGAUCUGAAGGAGAAGCUGCUCUGUCAGCAAAGAGAGACCCAGGCCUCUCUGGAACGUCUCAGAGCCUUGAUCCGCCUGAUCCAGCGCGACCAGAUGAUCCAGGUCACCAUGACGGCCACCACCACCACAGGAGCUUCACUCUUGUCUCUGCCCUGGAUCAAGCCCUCCUGCAGCACCAGCAGCCCCCCUGCCAUCACGGCGCCCUCCGCAGGCCCCUCUGCACUACUGCACAAGAGUCUGCCCCAGCCGCAGGGCAACAACUGA